AUGACUUUGCCCUGGUGGGCAUCGCUGCCAAACUUGACUUGGAAUGUGACCGCCAACUGUUCGUCACUGGGCAACUUUGCAAACAGCAUUAUCCGCACCUCUCCGAAAUUGGACUAUUGCAAUGUCCACAUCAACGCCCUUUCCAAUCUGGUUCAGUCCUCCUUCAAGACCAAUUCUACGGGAGAGCUUGGCUACGGCACGCCUCAGCAGAUAGCGUCCUGGUACCUAUCUGCGUGUGGUUGUGUCUCAAUGAUCGCUAAUGCUACUUGCGACGUUGAAACAACUUCGAGUGCCUUGGAUUUCAUAGAUGCAGUCCAAUUAGAGCUCGAAAAGUCGGCAAACACGACGUGUAUCGACGAGCUCCGCUGGUCUCUUGGGAUUCAAGGCAACGCUGAUAUCGCGGGUGUUGGGGUUAUGGUCACUUUCUGUAUCGAGGCCUGGCUCAUUAUCGCUUUCUAUGUCGCCAAGGUUGUGGAAUAUUAUGCCGGAAACCGCAUCUUGAAGGCCCUAGAAGACCCAAAAACCGCGUCCCAGAUUGGCGGAUGCUUAGUAACUGCCUCGAUCCAUACCGCCGCUGCCGCCUCAGGCAACGGACAAGACAGACAAGUCGAACGAUGGAUGGCUGGCGAAGAUCUCACCGUGUAUGACUCGCAACUCUCGGCUCUGGCAUCGCUAUUCAGUAUUCAGGUCACAUUCAUGGCUAGCUUGAUGCUUCAGGAAGCAGCAAGACGUCGGGGCCUGGUGAUUUUGACCACUGUUGCAGUCUUGGCCCUCUUAGGGGUGCUACUUGUGACGUUGGUCAGCUUGAUAGUGUGGCAAACCGUGCAGCUGCCCAAGGUUGUCGAACAGUUGCUCCAGGACACGCUGCAGAGUGACCGAAGGGUGAGGGUAUUCCUUCAGGUGUCUGUGAGUGUCACCGUAUUCAUGAUGGCUAUCUGCAGUUUGACUGUUUUGGUAGUCACAUAUAUGAAAAAAGGGACAGCCGGAAAGGAAGUACCGUCGACUCCUGAAGCUGGAGAAAGUGAUCAGGAUUCGGAUCCGAAAUCUGAAGAGGAUGGACUAUCGUCGAACCGAACAGGUGGACAGGAGAAACAGCCGCCAACUCAAAUUAUUGGAGACAAAGAAGACCAGACAUCUCAAAACGUUGGUGUGGGAGGUUCAUCGCUUGGUCAAACCUCUGGAAAGCGGGAACAGUCGACACCUUCGAAGGCUGCAAAGGGAGAACAAUCACCAGCACAACUCCUCGCAGCCGAAUCCCGGGUCGUGCAGACGAUAUUGAUGGGCAUGAUGCUCGCGACACUCGGCAUCUUCUUUGAUUUUCGCGAACAGACUAUCAACAGCGGCGCAGCGGGUGACCCGCAACUCGAAUGGAGCUUCGGGCAAAUUAUGGUUUUGACGACCUGGGUUCCUGUGAUUCUCAUCUUCUGGAGUACACUCUUCUUUACACUCUUCUUUACACUUUUCUCCCCUGGGAAGCGCAUGCUGCCUGAGUUUGGGGCAGACUCCAGCCUUGGUAAAGUCCGACAAAGUCGCACCGCUUAA
Molecule: messenger RNA, 1542 nt
Organism: Colletotrichum paranaense
Lineage: Eukaryota; Fungi; Ascomycota; Sordariomycetes; Glomerellales; Glomerellaceae
Exons: 4
Coding region: 1-1542 (513 amino acids)
Source: RefSeq, a predicted model, not a curated record